Polypterus senegalus (gray bichir) is the source of this 6799-nucleotide messenger RNA. RefSeq names its product transcription factor binding to IGHM enhancer 3a (gene tfe3a). Gene Ontology annotation, molecular function: protein dimerization activity; RNA polymerase II cis-regulatory region sequence-specific DNA binding; DNA-binding transcription factor activity, RNA polymerase II-specific. The transcript is spliced from 10 exons. NCBI's taxonomy places the organism in Eukaryota, Metazoa, Chordata, Cladistia, Polypteriformes, Polypteridae. The record is from RefSeq and is a predicted model, not a curated record. Gene Ontology annotation, biological process: regulation of transcription by RNA polymerase II. Bases 555 to 2249 code for a protein of 564 amino acids. Gene Ontology annotation, cellular component: nucleus.
UUACGUCAUGUGUGGAUUUCCCCGGGUUGCAACACUCACGGGUCAGGCGUGCGAGCGGUCUCUUCAGCCUUUGAGCGAGAGUGAAGAGAAAGAAGAAAAAGGAAGCCUAGAAACCGCUGAACAGUAUUACCACCUUUUUGUCGACAUCGCUUCAAACAGCUUUGAUUUAAAGAGGCAUUGCAUGCGUUUAAUAACAGACUUCAACUUUUUUUUGCCAGUGUUUGAUUUUAGGCAUUAUAAACUUUAAGUUAAUUUGUUAAACUACUUUUAUAAAACCAUAAACAUAUGAGAAGGCGAUUUUUAAAAUUUUUGUUCGUCAACAAUUUUCUUCGUUCAUAUACUUCACUGGUAUUCUAGAAAUAAGUAAAAUUACUAUCUGUAACUUUAAUUGUGAGGUGUAUCUUCUUCUGCCGUGUAACCCUCAAGUAAUACAACCCGGCAAGUCAAGACAACUUUUCUUUUGCUGAAAACGAGCCGCCUUGAUCGGUCGCCGGCAGGAGGCUACAGUGAAAGACAGAAGGACUGUUUCUCUUGUUUCUGACAUCGGCUGAGAGAUGUCUGCUUCUGCUUCCGAUGCAGACGUGAAGAGCGAGGAAUUCUUGUCAAGUUUGUCGCAGCAACAGGAGGUCACGUCAAGCUGCAAAAACCAGCAGACGCAGGCGGUGUUGUUACCAGGGCAACCGUUCGAGCAACAGCGCACUUUCCUAGUCAUCGUAGACUCGAGCCCGGAUACAUUGAACCUCAUCAGCUUGGAGUCUCUCCAGCCAGAAUCUGGAAUUGUUGCAGACAUUGACGUGGAGAACAUAUUAACUUCUGGGAAGGAAACGUUUUAUGAACUUAAGAGCCAGCCCAUCGCUCAGAGCUCCACUUCCCCAGUCCCACCCGGCACAGUGAUGUCGUCAAGAGUACUUCUGCGGCAGCAGCUCAUGCGGGAGCAGGCCCGGGAGCAGGAACGCAGAGAGGCACAACAACAAGCCUCACAAGCCCAGCUCCGUUCAUCAGACCGCAGCAAUGCAGCCACAUCUGCUGCCAUCAGUGUCAGCACCCCACAGGGGUCCAGACCAGCUCCUGCACAGGUUCCUGUUGAAGUCCUAAAGGUACAAACUCACCUGGAAAACCCCACCAAGUACCACAUUCAGCAGGCCCAGCGCCAGCAGGUGAAGCAAUACCUCUCUACUACCCUGGGUAACAAGAUAGCUAACCAGACACUGGGAGUGUCUCCCUCCCCACAGACUGGCUCUGCUCCAGAGCUGGCCACUGCCACAGGAAGUGCACCCAACAGCCCAAUGGCACUACUAAACAUUGGCUCCAAUUCUGAGAAAGAGAUUGAUGAUGUAAUUGACGAAAUCAUCAGCUUGGAAUCAAGCUACAAUGAUGACAUCAUGGGCUUUAUUGAUCCUGGCCUGCAGCUGUCAAACACACUUCCUGUUUCUGGAACCGUACUGGACCUCUACAACCCUGGGGUGGCAGCCCCAACAAUUACAGUAAGCAACUCAUGUCCAGCAGACUUGCCAAACAUCAAGAGAGAAAUGACAGGUACUAAUGGUGAUGCAGAGGCAAAGGCCUUUAUUAAAGAGCGUCAAAAGAAGGACAACCACAACCUCAUUGAGAGAAGACGGAGGUUCAACAUCAACGACAGAAUUAAAGAGCUGGGGAUGCUUAUUCCUAAAUCUAGUGAUCCGGAGAUACGCUGGAACAAAGGCACAAUACUGAAGGCUUCAGUUGACUACAUACGGAAGCUGCAGAAGGAACAGCAGCGCAGCAAGGAGAUCGAGACAAGACAGAAGAAGCUGGAACAGACCAAUCGCAGCCUGAUGCUCAGGAUCCAGGAGCUGGAAAUGCAGGCCCGUAUGCAUGGCCUUGUCACCCCAAUGACACAGACCCAGCUGGACCUUGGUUCAUCUGAGUCACAAAGUUCUAACCUCCUCUCAGCUACCACAGAUGAUGGUGCUGCAGUCACUGGACCUUCUUCUGCUUUCCUUGCAUCCCUCCCCUCUACAGGAGGGGAAGUCAACUUGACAAGCACUGCACUUGACUUAGACCACCUAAACUUCGGAGACUUGGAGGAUCCAUCAGCUGGAACCUUUCAUCUGGGCCUGACAUCUAAUAUAGGCAUUGAUGACAUUCUUAUGGAUGAUGGCACCCUCUCUCCGGUAGGAGCCACUGACCCUCUACUGUGUGCAAUCUCCCCAGGAGCCUCAAAGACAAGUAGUCGCCGCAGCAGCUUCAGUAUGGAAGAAGAUUCCUGACAUCCAGUUGGUGCUGUGAUUUAGACCUGGCAGUACUUGUUAGAGUUGGUGAGGCAAGUUGUCUUUGCCAACAUAGUGAGGAGAAAUGAAAGAAUAGACUGACUUGCAAAUAUAAUCUACAGGGAAAACUGACCAGCAUUAUGGUUACUGUCUUGAAAGGGACAUGUGCUUAGCCACUGCGAAACUUAGUUCAGAUCUGUACAUCCAUAUAAUUCUGUUAUGUGUAAAAGAAAACUUAAAUGGACACGACUGUAGUGUCAUUUAAGAGUCUUGCUUUGUACAAAAGCAGACAGGAAGCUAAUUGUGUGUCAGUUCCAUUCACAGUUUGUGAGUUGAAGUGAUGUUCUCAAGGGACAGUAACAGAUUCCAAUGCUGUACCACCUGCAUUAGAUAGUCCCGCCAGAGUAGCCAAGGAGUUUUUUUACAAGUUUGUUUAAGCAUAAUUUGCCAAAAGUUGCUUUGUGUGUUGUCUUUUACUGGUCCCUAAUCUUACAAAGGGCCAACAUCAUGUCCCAAACAAUCAGUGUUGCUUCAAAAGUUAAAAUAUUACCUGUGAAAAUUAAGAUGUUUGUAGGUCAAGUUUAUGUAUAUGUUUUUUUUGUAGUGUCUUCCAGAAACAUCAAGAAGGUAAAUUUUUACAACCGCAAACAUUUCUGUAUACAAUGUAACUUGUCGUAACUGCCCAAUCAUUUAUAGCACUGGGCUUUGCCCCCAUCCCGUGUCAACACUGCAACACAUCAUUUUGUCAAACAGAACAUUUCAAUUUUUUCAUGUCUGCACCCACCACUAGGAUGGAUAUGAUUGUUUUUUGAGGCGCAAGUUGAUAUCUUGGGCUUGGCAUGAGGUGUAUGUCUAGUUUCCUCAUAGCUAUGCAGGAUUAAAAAGUUGCAGAAGCAGCAGGUCUCUGUCACCAUAUGGACACCACAUUUAAAUAGUCGCACAACAGUAGAAUAUGCUUGUGAAGAAUCAUUUUACAAAAUUCAAAUUUGAGACAACUGAAAUGUGUAUAUUAUCGAGGUGGAACAUCACUCCAUUCAAAUGUAUGUGUAUGUAUGUAAAUAAUAUAUACACAUAAGUACACUAUAAUGUACUGUGGAGAGAGCAAAACAUGACAGGGAAUCCCAGGACAGACUACAUUUGUGACAGCAUAAACAUAAUAAACACCUGAAAAGAAAGAGAGAGUGAAGGCGAACUCUGUCCUUUUUCAUACUCUUUCAUCUGUAUGUCAGGAUGUGUAUGAACAAACCUACAGGUGUAAGUCAUAGCAAGAGUGCAAUAAGAAACUCUAAAACGAUCCCAUCAUACCAGUACCCUUUUCAGUAAUUUUGUGUGUUAGGUUAAAUUUAUAGUUAAUGACCAUCUCAAAGCAAGAUACUCGCCAUCAACGCUGUCCCAGUCUCACACUUUAUAUUUUUACAGCGGCAUGCUUUCAGAAGACACUGAUCGAAACACUCCAUUGCAUCACUCUUCUCUUGCCCACCUAAACUGACAUGUUUUGAGGACGCCCAUGAGCACACAUGCUGCAUUCCUGUUGGGGCAUCAAAUAAGGUGGUGACUUUGUCAAUUACUUCAUUGAAAGCAUAGAUGUGGUAAAGUGUUCAAUGCAAAACAUCAUAAUGCGGUUGUUGACACAUAUCAGCACAUUUUUUAGACUUCUUAGUCAUUUAUAUACAGUACUAUAGUUUAAUUAUUUCAUUACAUUUCCCUGCAAAACAACAUUUGGCAGAUGAAUCUUAAAUUAUUUAGGAAGCAUGGCAUAUAAUGGAAAGCUUACAGCAGGCUGUUCUAGAUGACAUCAUUGAAUUGUGAAAAUGUACAGCUUUAUGAAGGUAAUCCGUUCCUGAAAACCUCUUUGUAAAGUGAAUUGUCAUAAUGUUAAUACUUAAUUACCAUUAAUAUAAACAGAAAACAUUUUAAGCAUUCACUGACCCCAAAAAAUGACCCUCCCCACCAUUGAUUUGCCCAGAUAAUACCAAAAUACAUGAAACUUUACAGAUCUGAGUUUGUGAACGGGCAUCCCUAACGCCACUGGCUGCAGUGUACCAUGCUUAGAAUAACCGUGAGGAGGAUCGUGUGUUAGCACUAGUGUCGCACCUUUGAAAAAUCGCCCCAGACUUGCUCUUCAUAAUCAUGAGGAAGGGCAUCAAAUGUGUUUUUCUUUGUCUAUCCAGAUUUUUGUGAAGUCCGUACUUAAGAUGUGGUGGUAGUCAAUCUGAAGUUCGUCAGGAACCACAACUGAGAUUGACGUCUUUAAUUUUUGAUUGAUCUGCAUCAAGGAACACUAUGUUUAUGUUACAAAGUUGAUCCAAGCCAGUCCUUCCUCUGCAAAGUGACAUGGCAUGGUUUGUUCAUUGCUGCUUGACAUUAGUUGCUCCUAAAGCACUUCUCUUAGUUACUGAUCACACAUCUGAGCUCAGUGAGGUGCUAUGUAACUCCCUAAGCAUUAUUUAUCUCUGUUGACACCUUUCAUUCUCUGUUGGUUCCUCUUGUAGCUCAGAUGAUAGAUGAUAUUGAAACUGACAUGUUUAAGCAGUUGUGCCAUGACAAACUUUGAGGAGACCGUAGGCAUUCUCUAAAUUCUCUUUGUCCACCUUUUUUGAAGCAUGACAUGUCCUGGUCAAUGCUUUUUCUUUGGCUCUUUACUUCUUAACUCCCACUUUGUUAAAGAAUCAUGAAAUAGCAUCAGAGAUGUUUGAUCAGAUUAGCAAAAUAUUCCACUUUCACACGCAGACCACAGAGGAAAUCCCAUGCCUCCAUUAUACCAGUCAAUAUCUGACUCUGGAUGAUUGUGUUCUUUGGUUUGAUAGGCUCUGUCAUUGGUCUUUGAGAAGUACAAAUUCCAAACAUUUUCCGAACCCACUCAAUCCAAUCGUAGGGUUAUGGGGGGACUGUACCUCCUCAGGAAAUUGGAGGCCCAGAGCCCAUCCUACUAGAUGAUAAAUCACAAACAUCCCAAAGAAAGUCCAUUAUAAUGUGUUUAGUAAAAGACUUUACUUAUUCAGUUGACACCUUUAUCUAAAUGUCAAUUCACACCUACUAGGAUGUUCUCCUUCAGGAAAGCCAUGGACUGAAACACAGUUGGCUGCUAGUUGUUCCUGGUUGAGCUUUUUGUUCUUUGCACAUAUUCAUUCAUUCAAUUGUAGAACAUUCUAGAGUUUUCUGAGUGAACAUACUGCGCAGCUAUCACAUUGAUAGGAAAUAGAGAAGAGGGUUGGGGCUGGUGGGGUGGAGGGGUCAGUUUAAAUGAUCCAGGCAUACAGCAGAUGCAGAUGAAGGUUGUUAGAGGAGGUUCUUGGCAUAAUUAUUGGUAAUGCAAUUCCAAGGACCGUCCUAGACAAGACCACUACAAAGAGAAGACGACACGGCUUACAGUCAAAACUAGGAUGAUAAAUGAGUAAAGGGUUGUGUUAAGACCCUGUCUUGCUGACCCAAAUCAUUUUUUUUUUGAGGCCUGUCCUUAUUCAUUGCUGGGUGUGUGACUCUUCAUGCCCUGCUUCUUUAAUGUGGCCAUUUUCCCUUUCAGGGGACGGCAUGUCUAAACCCUUAUCUUAACAUUCACAUUUUCUGAAGCAGGGUGUGUGAGAUACAUUGACGGUGGGGCCUGACAGAUCCUCCUAAAAGGAUUAGCAUCUGGAGAACCGUUCAGUGCAGUGACAUCCGAGGUGCCACCUGAGUUAUUGUUGCCACUUGUACUUCUUGGUACAUUUGUCUGGCAGAUUUUAUUUAAAGGGCUCUUUGUGGUAUAUUAAGGUAAAGUCGGUGAUGUGAAGGAUGCUGUGUGUUCCACAGAGGGUCUCUUAAUGUCCUCAAUACGUCCGAGUACAUUUCAAAGGUGGGAUGCUAUGUUGGCACAAUUUUGCAGGCAAAUGGUGAAAUUCGGCUUCAGAGUGGCAGCUAAGCAGUAAGUGAGGCUGCUUCAGCGUCCCUUUAUUGUCCUGUCCUCUGUGUUCUGUUCUGUUAGCCCCUCUUGCUGGUUGAUGUGUGGUAGCAGGGUGCUAUAAUCAUGAGUCAAAUGUAAUAAUGACAUAUUGCAUUGUUUUUCUUAUGUAUUGUCUUAAUUUUAUGUAGGACAGUAGUCUUGGCCACGUUGGCACUCUUGGUGACCCUUCUGUAGAGCAGCUUUUAUAUACAGAGUGGCUUCAGGAGAUCAGUAACACUCCUAAAUUGUCAAACCUUGGAUUUUACAAGUCUUUGUACUUUUUUUUUUUUUUCCUUUUAUAGUUCACUCAUCAGGGUGAUCAGUUUAUGUCAUACAUGUAUUUACGUAUGCAUUGAUUUCCUGCUUUUUUAUCAUAUACUGCCUUAGUCAGUCACUGGGCGCCCAUGUUUGGUUGGAUAUUAACACUUUCUAGAGAUAUUAAAGGGAAAGUGUUGUUUGACGAUCAAGAACGGUGUGGUCUCCUCUGAAGGGGCAGUAUAAUAACAGCUCUUACAAUCCCUUUAUGAAAGUCAGAAUUUAUCAUUUUUAUUGCCAUUUAUUUGUUCUGGUUUGUCUUUUUUUAAGAAUUUUAUUAUUAAAAUUAAGAUGUCAAAAAUGAGAAAUGUGAACA